UUCAGUUCGAACGGCGCGCUGCGUGCGAUUAUCUCCGGUAAUCAUCCUCGUCGUCAACCUGGAGGCCUGCCGGCCACGGACGAUGCCCUGCUGAGAGAAAGAAAUCGGCGUCAGGAUGCUGCGGCCUGCCACCGCGGUUCUCUUCACCCUGGUGAUUGCCACGUCCGUGUCGCAAUUUACUCAGGAGCCAAAGAAUACCGAUCGGAGUGAUGAAGUGAUUCUGAGCAUUAGCGAUAAACAGAAAACUCAGUACUUAAGUCAAAAUGUUAAGGCAGAUGCGUACAAAUACGGUUAUGAUGUAAGCCCGCAUGGCCAGUUCCAUCAUGAAGUACGUGGUCCAGAUGGGGUUACCUACGGAUGUUAUGGCUAUUUGGAUCCUUUUGAUCAUCUAAAGACAACAUUUUAUCUUAGCGACGGGUGGGGUUACCGUGUUAUACAACCAGGAAAAGACGUAGAAUUGUUUCUUCAUAAGCACGAACAUCACCAACAAGGGGAUCACGAGCAUCACGAGCAUCAUGGCGUGAUUACGCCUUGGCAGCAGCUUUAUUUCCCAGCAAUCUGCGCGCAAUAUGCAGACACGAGCGCACCAAUAACGCCACCGUUAGUACCUAUCGGAAGCGGAACAACAAUUAAUGCAACGCCGACCAAACCUCAACGACCGCCUUAUAAACCUGAUUCAAUUGGAAGACCAGGAGCGCCAGGAACUCCAGGAAGACCAGGAACUCCAGGAAGACCAGGAACACCAGGAACCCCAGGAUCCCCAGGGACUCCAGGAACUCUAGGAAUUCCAGGGAGACCAGGAGUUCCAGGAAGUUUAGGGACGCCAGGAACUUCAGGGACACCUGGACUUCCAGGGACAUCAGGCAAACCUGGGACGCCAAGUUAUCCUGGACAUCCUGGAACUCCCGGUAUUCCUGGAACACCAGGUAUUCCAGGAACUCCUGGAAUACCAGGAAGGCCAGGAACACCGGCGAUAAUAGGCACACCCGGUAUACCCGGGAGACCAGGUACACCAGGAAUUCCCGGAACUCCAAGAUCUCCUGGCAUUCCCGGAACACCGGCUAUUCCAGGAUCUCCUGGCGCUCCUGGAACGCCAGGUAGACCAGGAGUACCAAGCAUACCCGGAAGACCAGGUAUACCAGGAAGUCCAACUAUAUCAGUAGUGCCAUCUUACCCAGGACAUCCUAUAACACCAGGAUCUUCUGGAACCCCCGGGACGCCAGGUAGCCCAAGUUUUCCUGGAUUUCCAGGAACACCAGGUAGUCCAGGAUUUCCUGGCAUUCCCGGAACACAGGGUAUUCCAGGAACUUCUGGCACUCCUGGAACACCAGGUAGACCAGGAACACCAGGCAUACCCGGCAGACCAGGUAUACCGGGAAGUCCCGGAACUUCAAUUAUAUCAAUAGUCCCAUCUUAUCCAGGAUAUCCUGCAAUACCAGAAUCUCCUGGCAGUCCUGGAGCACCAGGUAUUUCUGGAUUUCCUGGCAGUCCUGGAACACCAGGUAUCUUUGGAUCUCCUGGCACUCCUGGAAAGCCAGGUACAUCAGGAAGUCCCGGAAUUGCUAGUAUACCAGCAAUACCAUCGUAUCCAGGACACCCUGCAAUAUCAGGAUCGCCUGGAACUCCCGGAACGUCAGGUAGUCCAGGUUUUCCUGGAUUUCCAGGAACAUCAGGUGGUCCAGGAUUUCCUGGUACUCCUGGAAUACCGGGUAUACCAGGAGUCCCAGGUAGACCAGGAAAACCAGGGACGAUUUAUCCAGGAUAUCCAGGAAUACCAGGUGUUUCAGGAAUUCCCAGUAUCUCUGGAUCGCCGAGUACACCUGGAACAUCAGGAAAACCUGGAACAUCAAGUUAUCCCGGAUAUCCAGGAAUUUCUGAUUUUCCAACUUCUCCCGAAGGACCUUCUUAUCCAGGACAUUUUGGCAUAUCGAGUAUACCAGGAUCUCCUGGCACUCCUGGAACGCCUGGAACGCCAGGUACUCCAGGACUUCCUGGAAUAUCAGGAAAGCCAGGAGCACCAUCUUACCCUAUUCAUUCAGGAACACCGAAUGCGCCACUAAUUCCUGGUACUAUUGGUACACUAGGAAUUCCUGGAACCCCUGGAACUGGAAUCCCAACUAUAUCAUAUUACCCUGGAAAACCUGGUCGCCCUGGAAAACCAGGUCUUCCUGGCCAUCCCGGAAAACCUGGCAUACCAGCGUAUCCAGGAAGUUCAUCAUUUCCGAGCUAUUCUCAUAUAUCAGAAACUCCAGGAAAACCAUUGCUUUCUGGACCUUCUGGUACCAUUGGUAAACCCGAAAUUCCAGGAAAACCUAGUGGAAUUGCACCAUUCCCACCUCACCAUGAUUAUCCUAAUACAUCAAAUUUGCCAACUAGACCUGGAAUACAUGGUAUACCAGGAACAAGUGGAAUACAUUUAGGAUAUCCUGGCACACCUGGUACACCUGGUAUACCAGGUACUCCCGGAAUUCCAGGAGUACCCGGUACUCCAGGUACUCUUGGAGCACCUGGAAUUCCGUUUCAUCCUACGUAUUCAGGAAUCCCUGGCACCCCAGGUGUUUUGGGUAUUCCUGGGGUACCAUCACAUCCAAAGUAUCCUAGUAGUCCUGGUUCCCCAGGAACUUCCAUAUCAUCAGGAAAACCAGGCAUUCCAUCUUAUCCUGGAUAUCCAGGAAUUCCCGAUACGUCAGGAACAUCAGGAACACUCGGCACGUCUGGAAAACCUGGAAGACCAGGUACUUCAUCAUAUCCCGGAUAUUUCGACUUUCCUAAUACGUCGGGCAAACCAGGCAUUCCUACGAAACCUGGCAAACCAGAUUAUCCAAGUUACCCUUUUUAUCAUGAUUACCCACAAUACCCUUCAGGUCCGGAAGGACCAGUGGGACCUGAAGGUCCUAUUGGUGGCAUUGGUGGAGUAGGAGGUAUUGGUGGUGUAGGCGACGUGGGGCUUGACGGUCCUGAUGGGCCGUGGCCAACUGGUUCGCCUGGUCCCGAUGGACCAUGGCCUGGAGAUCCAGAUUAUAUUCCUGGAGUAAAGCCAACAAGGAGACCUUCACACAAGAGACCGUUGAAAAGUCAACUACCUAAAACGUACUCUUCUGAUAUAAACAAUCCUAAUUAUAAAACGCAAUAUUACCCUGGAAAUAGAACUGAUUUUGCAUACGAAGGCUAUAACGUAAAUAAUAUUGAACCGACGGAUUUGUCGCAUUCGCCAAAAAUAAGUAUACCUUUGUAUACGAAUCAGAGAGAGCACGAAUACGGGACUAAAUCCUCGUCGUUAAUUUAUGGAAAGAAAGGAACCGCCUACCACGCAGGUGAGAUCAACUCUUUGUUGCAAAUAGGACCAACAGCACCAUCAUCAAAAUACCUCGUCGACGAUCAAAAAAUAGACUCAUUUAAAGAGAAUGUGCAACCACACGAUCAUAUAACUCACACAAGCUCAGAACCAUUAAAAAAACUGCCUAAAACGGGUAGUGAACCAUAUUCUGUGCACGACCGGGAUGAGAACCAGAAAUCAGUGUUUUAUCCAACGUAUAAUUUGCAACAGUCUCCAAGAAGACCAUAUCGACCAGUUAAAUUAGGGCGACAAGAGAGCAUCUUUAAUACGCCUGAACAGUACAAUAAUUCUGCGAAUGUGGAUAGCAAAGAAAUUUCUAACGUACCGUUUCAGCCGGAUGGACAUGUCAGUGUUCUGGAAAAACAGGUAAAUGCACGACUUGAACAACCAUUCCAGGCGAAUCCCGGCGUCGACGCCAUUGGGGUUCAGCCGCCCAGCUCCAUCAACGUCAAGCCCUUCCCACUACCUAUAGGCCCAGACCCACAAGCAUGUCCUUGUUAUUUAGUCGAGUCGAAUAACAGCACAAACGUAGCGACCAGCACGACUCCUACCUCUAUUAUUGGUCAGUUCGGAUUUAUUCCUGUUAUCUUUGUACCAUACUGUCCUGGCGAUGAGACGGACAGCAGUAAGAUGAAGAUUAUGUUCCCAUCCGCUACACCUGUCCCAUAUGCAUGCGACGCAUGCGGCACACAAGACAGCAAAUUCGGGAUACAGGUGCUCGAUGUAAAUCAGCUUGGCAAUGUCGAUUAUCUUAAGAAGGUGUUAAGUCAGGCCAAUCUUGGAUUUUUAAAUGUUCCAGUCAAAACGGACGCCGAACGAAGGAGAAGCAGAAGCAGAAAAGCGGAGUAAGGAGUAAAACUAACUUAUUGCUGUUAAAUUGCAAUCGUUCUGCGAAGAGAAGUUCGCCCUCUCCCGAGGGAUAUCGAUAAAUAUGGGAUAUUGGCUUUGCCCGUCCGUCAGCUGCUGGUUAGCCGAUGGAUGGCCAAUUAGGGACAGUUGUAGCAUUUGUCGAAUAACCAAAGUUAGUGGAAUAUACGAAGGGUUUAGAGCAGAAAUAAAUUUUAAAAUGUGUGUAUAAGUUUAAAUACGAUACAUAUAUCUUUACAGAAGUAUACUUAAGUAUUAAAUAUCUAAAAUCUGGUGACCUUAUAGAUUAUGAAUUUAUCCGGAUAACAUUUUUGUUCUAAGCCCUUAAUAUUUCUCUAUUGCUUCACUAUUCUCUCUCUCUCUCUCUCUCUCUCCCCCUCUAUUUCUCCCUCUCCUCCUCCCUCUUCCUUUCGUCGCAUUAUUCUGUAUAUUUUUUACAAAUAUUGAUAUAAGUUAAAGAGCAAUAGAGAAGAUAAUAUUUGUAUUUGAUCACUGAUUAUGGUUAUUCAUUCAAUGUUUAGGUUUAGGUAUAUUUAAAAUCAUUUAUGAAUAAGAUUUCCUGUCUCUCUGUUUCGUCAGUUUUUGUUAACCAAUAUCCUAAUAUUUAUUUAGAAUUUAUUUUUUGCUCCGUAUCUCAUUCUUUUAAUAAUAUAUAUGAAAUGUAUUUGUUAUAUACUUAUCAAAAAUCUAAAUAAUGGAAUGUAUAUAACAAUUAUUAGAGAGAGAGAGAGAGAGAGAAAGAGAGAGGGGGAGAGAGAGA
Molecule: messenger RNA, 4964 nt
Organism: Harpegnathos saltator (Jerdon's jumping ant)
Lineage: Eukaryota; Metazoa; Arthropoda; Insecta; Hymenoptera; Formicidae
Product: collagen alpha-5(IV) chain
Exons: 9
Coding region: 116-4186 (1356 amino acids)
Cellular component (GO): extracellular matrix
Source: RefSeq, a predicted model, not a curated record